Messenger RNA from Purpureocillium takamizusanense, 1872 nucleotides. RefSeq lists its product as uncharacterized. Gene Ontology annotation, molecular function: transcription cis-regulatory region binding; DNA-binding transcription activator activity, RNA polymerase II-specific. The transcript has 5 exons. Gene Ontology annotation, cellular component: RNA polymerase II transcription regulator complex. The record is from RefSeq and is a predicted model, not a curated record. NCBI's taxonomy places the organism in Eukaryota, Fungi, Ascomycota, Sordariomycetes, Hypocreales, Ophiocordycipitaceae. The coding region runs from base 487 to 1596 and encodes 369 amino acids.
GGCGUGCCCUGUGAGGUAGGUGGUCAGCGGUAACCGGCAGUGGCGAGUGGCAGUGGCAGUGCCGCUGUGCUCGGUCGUACGGCCCAAUCCCGUCCGUACCUCACCUGCCUGUCAAGGCCUCUUGGCUGUCGCCUGGAACACUGUCGUCAUUCAGUGUUACUGGUGUGCUGGGCACGUACUCUGUCGCCUGCUGCUUGCCUGACUGCCUGUGGCCGCCGACCGGGCCACUGUCAAAACCUUGCCUUCUGUCCCGGACUUUGCGGGGUGGCGGCGGCGUCCUUCGUUACACGGCCCACCGUGCGCUGCGGACCUCCUGCAGCUGUAUGUGCUCUGGCUAAUAACCCGGCGAUCCAGAAAGCUCCGUCCACCUGUUGUCCUCCCAGCCCAGCUCCGUGAUCCGCGUCAACCACCUUCUGCGACAGCCACGGAAGCACCACCGCCUUGCUGCAGGAAGCGCGCCCGUCCCGUCGUUGUGAACCGCCAGCCAUGUCGUCCUCGCUGUCGCCAGACCAGUACGGCAGCAAUCGCUCCCAGAGCUCCCCAGAGGCCUCGGCCGGGGCCCAGGACAAAAGCGCACUGUCGCCGCUGAACCUGGGCAUCUUCAAAUCGCUCGCUGACAAGAGAGCCAACCGUGAGGGCAAUCCACCCAAGCGCCGUGGCCCGAAGCCCGACAGCAAGCCUGCCCUCACAAGACGACAAGAGCUCAAUCGACAAGCCCAACGGACCCAUCGAGAGCGAAAGGAGCACUACAUCAAAGCACUCGAGGACGAAGUCCUCCGCCUCAAGGAGCUCUACAGCAAUGUCUCUCAAGACAAGGACAGACUCGCCGAGGAGAACAGGCAGCUGCGAGGAAUUCUGGCGCAAAACGGCAUCCCGUUCCCGCGGGGCGGCGGCCCUCACGAUGACUCGUCGAGCAACCCCAGCGGCGGUCAUCAGUCGUCAACGGGCAGCCCGUACGCCCCAGGCUCACACGCUGCCUUUUCUCCCUCCCAGUCCAGCGCGCCGUCCGUCACGUCUUCAGGGCAUCCGGGUACCAUGCACCACAUGACCGGCGACCAGAUGCGCAGCGCCGUGCAUGCCUCCCACGGCAAAGGGGUCGACUUUGAGCAGGCCGGCAUCGACUUCGUUUUAGCUCUCGAGAAGCCCUGCAUGCAGCACAUGCCGUUUUUGCUUGAUCGAGCCACCGAGGCGGAAGGUGAUCCGUGUGGCCAUGCCCUCAUGGCGACUUGCCCACCCAAACCGUUCGAGAACUUGACCCCGGAGACGCCCUUUGGAAGCACGCACACGCAUGAUAGCCCCAACGGGGACAUCCCCGCGCAGGGGACUUGGGAGCUCAGCAAGGCCGAUCUGUCCACCCUGCUCGACCUCAGCCGGCGACUGAAACUGGACGGCGAAAUCACCCCCGUCAUGGCCUGGGGGAUGAUCCUCAACCACCCACGGUUCGCCGACUUCAAGCCGGAGGACUUCCAGCGGCUCGCCGAGGAACUCGGGCGAAAAGUGAGGUGUUAUGGAUUCGGCGCUGUGAUGGAGGAGUUUGAGCUGCAAGAUGCUUUUGAAAGCGUCUUGCCUUGCGAGCCUGACACCAUGGUGUUUUAAAGGCUCUCGCGCGUUUUGGUUGUAAAGACAAGUGGAGCGUUAGGCAGCUCCUAGGGGUUUCGCCCUACUACAGUAUAUUUCUCACGAUAUUAUGAAGGCACCAGUACGGGACGCAUGUCUCGACAGACAGUACGUCGAGGCGUUUGGACGGUUGCUUUAUUUUUGGAGGCUGGCCAUGCGUGGGCGGCCCAAUAUUAGCCAUUCCUCCGGGAAGAUAACUUAGUUACCAUAUCCCGUAGAGGCACACACAUCCCGCCGAUGAGCGGCUACUCGGUC